AUGAGAGCUCAAAAGUUCAAAUUCAGCUGCUAUUUCCCUACCAAGGUCCAGGCCCUGGUAGCUGACUUUUCCAUCAUCUUCUCCAUCCUGCUGUUCUGGCUCGAUGCCUGCUUCGGCCUAGUGACCCCCAAGCUGCAAGUGCCCAGUGUCAUCAAGCCCACUCGGCCUGACCGAGGCUGGUUCAUGGUCUCCUUUGGGAAGAACCCUUGGUGGGUAUGCCUGGCGAGCAUCCUGCCCGCCUUGCUGGUGACCGUCCUGGUCUUCAUGGACCAACAGAUCACAGCUGUCAGAGUCAACCGGAAGGAGAACAAGCUGAGGAAGACAACUGGCUGCCAUCUGGACCUGUUCUGUGUGGGCAUCCUCAUGGCCCUGUGCUCUUUCAUGGGGCUCCCCUGGUAUGUGGCGGCCACUGUCAUCUCCAUCGCCCANACAUAUAUUUUUGUCAGGCCAAUUCCUCAUCAAAGAAAUGACAAUUUGGAUUUUAAAGAAGCAGAUCUUUGGCAGUGGUUCUUAACCGCGCUUUCUACAGCUGAGGGCCCUCACUCCUUUCUGUGUAGGGGCUGGUGCAUCCAGGACGCGGCCAUUGUGCAAUGGAGGAAGGAGCGGAAUUAA
Molecule: messenger RNA, 612 nt
Organism: Ailuropoda melanoleuca (giant panda)
Lineage: Eukaryota; Metazoa; Chordata; Mammalia; Carnivora; Ursidae
Product: electrogenic sodium bicarbonate cotransporter 4-like
Biological process (GO): bicarbonate transport; transmembrane transport; monoatomic anion transport
Cellular component (GO): plasma membrane
Molecular function (GO): sodium:bicarbonate symporter activity; solute:inorganic anion antiporter activity
Source: RefSeq, a predicted model, not a curated record